Trichosporon asahii var. asahii CBS 2479 is the source of this 2907-nucleotide messenger RNA. RefSeq lists its product as uncharacterized. Bases 1 to 2907 code for a protein of 968 amino acids. The record is from RefSeq and is a predicted model, not a curated record. Lineage: Eukaryota; Fungi; Basidiomycota; Tremellomycetes; Trichosporonales; Trichosporonaceae. The transcript has 3 exons.
AUGACGACCGCUAUCCCCCAGCCCUCACUGCCUCCGACGCAUCCCCUGUCGAUCGAGAUCCAGUCAUUGAAGCAGCAGAUCAGCCAGUACCGCCAGAUCGCGCACCAGAGCUACAUCGAAAUCCAAGGCGUCAGGCUCGAGCUUGAGCUCAAGAAAGAUGAGGUUACCGGUCUGGAGAGGAAGAACGAGGCGUUGAAGCAGGAGGUUGAGACACUCCGCACGACCCCGGAGCCCCCUCAGGCCCCGCCUCCCGCCAACGCCCUCGCCGAGCUGUCUCUGGCACACCGUCGUCUCUCCGCCAAGCUGGACUUUACGGAACAGCAGCUGCGGUCAGUCACGCUCGAGCUGGCAUCAUCGAAGCAGGAGUUGGGUCGUGUGCUUAAGGAGAAGGAACAUGAGAAGGCGCUCCUGAACGAGCUGAGGGUCGGCGAGGAAGACAGGGAAGAGGAGGUCGCUUGGGAGAGGGGAGAACGGAAACGCAUGGAGGAGCAGAAGAAGCUCUGCGCCGUCCCCCCGCCACUGCCCCGAAGGCUUAGCGACAACAUUCUGCAGAAGACUCCGAUCUUGACCGACGCCGAGGACAAGGAGGAGGCUGUGAAGUUGGAGGCGAAGGCCGAGCCCAAGGAGAAUGGCAAGCCGGAGGAGGCUGUCAAGGACGACGACGCGGAGAAGGACAGCAAGAGCGACAAGAGUGCCCCUGCGUCCCCGCCAAAGUCGACUCACAGGUCUUCUGCCUCGAUUUCCUCGAUCACGCAGUCAUCCGACGCCAUCUCCAACCUCCUCAUCGGCCAGCGUGGCGUGGCGCGGCUCUUCAAGGACUUUACGUCUGUCGUUUCCGGCAAGGAUAAGGAAAUUGCCCGUCUUCUGAACCGCGUCGAUGAGCUCGAGGUUGCUCUCGGCGCCUUACGCGAGCAGCUUGAGGCUGAGACUACUGCACUCGUCGAUGCGCAAGCUGAGCGCGACCGCGUCCUUCGUGACGACGCUUCCGCUGCAAAGGUUGUCGAGCGGUACAUGACUUUCAGCCAGAAGGCCCACGAGACUGUGCACUCUCAUCUUGGCCACCUGCGAUCACGCACCUCUGCUACUCAGGCCACCCUCAGGAACGAGGCUGCGGUGCUCCGGCGCCGCAUAGAGGCCGAGGUCGAGAGGUCCAACCGCCUCCGUGCCGCAACGGAGGAAAUGGCCGACGAGCUCGGCAAGGAGUCUGCUGGCCGUAGGCGCGAGGUGGCGAUGCGCCUCCAGCUGAUCGCUGCCGAGGAGACCCGUGCUCGUCGUGCAGAGAGCUGGCUGGACCGCGUGCGUCGCUUCCGUUCAGAAGGAGCCGAGAUCGACAGCAACUUACUCGCUCCUCUGCUCGAUGAAGCUGUCGCAAUUCUCUCACCAGCCGCUCCCGUGGAGCCCAAGGCGGGAGGCAAGUGGAGGGGCAUGUUUGGACGUCGCAAGAGCGUCUCUGCCUCCGUUCCAGCCGCUGCCACUCCCGACGAGGAGAGCCUCGCCCGUAUCUUCCUCGCGGAGGAGCUGGUUCAGCAUCUCGUCAACGAUCUCCAGAUCGAGACGGAGCGCCGCAUGGAAUUGGAGAAGCAGAGAGUCGCUUGGCUCGCUCGUGAGGCCGAGGAAGGUGUCCCUCCGGAAACUGACGAAGACGGGGACAAGGUGGACGACACUGGUAUGCUUUUCUCUGUCGAGAACGAGGACGACAGUGAGGAGGAGUCUGCUUCCGAGGAUGACACUGAACGCCCAGAGGAGAAUGGUGACUUGCCUGAAGACGUCAAGUCUGAAGACAAGGGAGACAAGGAGAUCAAGGAGAAUGGACUGAAGAGCCCGAAGAAGAGCAAGAAAGCCCGCAAGGUGUCCAACGCUGCGGAGUCGACUGCCGGAGACGGAAAUGUCAAGUUACCCGAGCUCAAGGUCACGACGACAAUGGCGGAGAAGGAGCACCUCGACGAACUCCAAGCCAUCUUUGAGCCGCUCGAGCAGCGCUACAUUCCCCUUCAGAAGUCCCUACACGACCAGUCCGUUGCUCUUCAGCACCUGAAGACGUCUGUUCCCGAGCUCGCCCCUAGACGCCCCGGAUUACGCGCCGUCAGCCUCAACCUGAAGGGCCGCUCGGAGCACGACGACCUCAUCUCGCUCCUUGAUGGACUGUACGAGGUCAUCGAGGAUGCCCGCGUCGACACCGAGAUUGCGAUGGCGGACGAGGACCGCGUGUUCCACGGCUUCGCGGCUCUGCUGGACGUCGGCGGCCGCGGUGUCGUGCAGGCCGCCUCGGUCCUGCGCGACGCUCGCUCCUACGCUGCCUCGCGCUCAGGCGACGGCACGACAUACGCCCGCCUCUCUGUUCGCGUGAGCGACAUCGAGCACGACCUCAUGACGAUCAAGCGCGCGAUGCACGAGCACGCGGGCGAGGUCGAGCCCGAAGAGGUCCAACCGCAGGUGAACGGCAUGGCGGCGCUGGGACGACGAAAGCCUUCGCUCUGGCAGUCCCUUCCUCUCAAGACGGUGACGGCGAGCCGCGGGCCCGUCCUUCUUUCCCCGUUGACUGCGCUUCGCAGUGGCAGCCCCGACCUCUCUGGCGACGACCUGAUCCAGCGCCGCAGCGCAUCGAGCCCGAUCGGACUUCUCAGCAGCGUCGGGCGUUCGCUCAGCUCCGGUGUCGGCGCCAUGGGCAACGGCAUCACGGGCGGCGGGCGCAAGGUUUCCGAUCUUGCUGCUGGCGCGCUGUACCUCCCCACACGCAGCCGGCGCAACACGGUUAACAGCCAGACCAGCGAUGCCAAGGACGAGAAGAAGUCUGAGGCAGCUGACGAGGGCACGCCUGCCGAGAACGGGGAGAGGCCUACACCGCCUCCCAAGGAUGAGGAGAAGGAGGAGCCAGAGCGCAAGGGAGAGGUCGACGAUGUGGAGUAG